This is a messenger RNA of Gopherus evgoodei (Goodes thornscrub tortoise), 9606 nucleotides long. It is a transcript of the gene EPB41L1, whose product is annotated as erythrocyte membrane protein band 4.1 like 1. Gene Ontology annotation, biological process: cortical actin cytoskeleton organization. The record is from RefSeq and is a predicted model, not a curated record. The coding region runs from base 232 to 5997 and encodes 1921 amino acids. The transcript is spliced from 26 exons. Gene Ontology annotation, cellular component: cytoskeleton; plasma membrane. Gene Ontology annotation, molecular function: actin binding; structural molecule activity. NCBI's taxonomy places the organism in Eukaryota, Metazoa, Chordata, Testudines, Testudinidae.
CGCCCCGCCGCCGCUCGCCGAGCGAUUUGUCCAGCUGCAGGGCGGGGAAGCUGCUGCGUUGCUGUACCCGGGCGGAGAGCGAGGCGGCGGGGAGCCUGGGAUGCCGCUGCUGAGCCGCUCCCUGCACAGCCUGACUCCGGAUCCGCCAGCCAGGUUCUGAUCGGUGCCGGAACAGAAGUUAAAGAGCCAACAGCUGCCCUCGGAGACGGGGCUGCAGAAUAAUUAGUCACCAUGACGACAGAGACGGGCCCAGACUCAGACGUGAAGAAUGCCCAGGAGGAGCCCCCGCAGCAGCAGCUGGAGGCAGCAGCAACCAGCCCAACCACGGUGACCACUGGCUCUGGCCCGACGGCCAACAACCGGGAAGCUGAGGCCAACGAGAAGCCCAGAGCUCAGGCUGACUCCAGAAGUGCGGAGCCGGGCAUGGAUUUGGAGGAGAAGGACUACAGCGAAACAGAUGGUCUGUCUGAGAAAACCACGCCCAGCAAGACCCAGAAAUCCCCCCAGAAAAUUGCCAAGAAGCUCAAGAGUGCCACCUGCAGGGUGAACCUGCUCGACGCCUCCGAGUAUGAGUGUGAAGUGGAGAAACAUGCCCGGGGCCAGGUGCUCUUCGACAUGGUGUGUGAGCACCUCAACCUUCUGGAGAAGGAUUACUUCGGCCUGACGUUUUGUGACUCCGACAGCCAGAAGAACUGGCUGGACCCUUCCAAGGAAAUCAAAAAGCAGAUCCGCAGUGGCCUCUGGAACUUUGCUUUCACGGUUAAAUUCUACCCACCCGACCCUGCCCAACUCACAGAGGACAUCACAAGAUACUACCUGUGUCUGCAGCUGCGGGCUGACAUCAUCACGGGCCGGCUGCCGUGCUCCUUCGUCACACAUGCCCUGCUGGGCUCCUACGCUGUACAGGCUGAGCUGGGAGACUACGAUGCUGAGGAGCAUGUCGGCAACUACGUCAGCGAGCUGCACUUCGCACCCAACCAGACCAGGGAACUGGAGGAGCGCAUCAUGGAGCUGCACAAGACCUACAGGGGCAUGACGCCGGGCGAAGCGGAGAUCCACUUCCUCGAGAAUGCCAAGAAGCUCUCAAUGUACGGAGUCGACCUGCACCAUGCCAAGGACUCAGAGGGCAUCGACAUCAUGCUGGGAGUCUGUGCCAAUGGCCUGCUGAUCUACAGGGACAGGCUGAGGAUAAACCGCUUUGCCUGGCCCAAGAUCCUCAAGAUUUCCUACAAGAGGAGCAACUUCUACAUUAAAAUCCGCCCCGGCGAGUACGAGCAGUUUGAGAGCACCAUUGGCUUCAAGCUGCCCAACCACCGCUCUGCCAAGAGGCUCUGGAAGGUCUGCAUUGAGCACCACACCUUCUUCAGGCUGGUGUCCCCAGAGCCUCCCCCAAAGGGCUUCCUGGUGAUGGGCUCUAAGUUCCGCUACAGUGGGCGGACGCAGGCCCAGACCCGCCAGGCCAGUGCCCUGAUUGACCGGCCUGCGCCCUUCUUCGAGCGCUCCUCCAGCAAACGGUACACCAUGUCUCGCAGCCUUGAUGGAGAGUUCUCGCGCCCGGCCUCCGUCAGCGAGAACCACGACGGAGGGGCGGAGCUCGAGAGGCGGGACGAGGACAGCGAGUACAGCGGGUGGCGACGCUCCGAGGCGGAGGAUGAGGUUGAGGAAGUGACGACCCCGACAAAAAUCAAGGAGCUGAAGCCGGAGCAGGAAACCACCCCCAGGCACAAGCAGGAGUUUUUAGACAAACCAGAAGACGUUUUGCUAAAGCACCAGGCCAGCAUCAAUGAGCUGAAGAGGACGUUGAAGGAGCCCAACAGCAAGCUGGUUCACAGGGACCGGGACAGGAGGCUGCCUUCAUCACCAGCCUCUUCCUCACCCAAGAAUGAAGAUGAGACGCCAAAGGGGACCCCGGAGAAGGCCAGUGAGAGGAUUGAAGAGGAUUCUGUAGAGGAGUUAUCAGCCGAGCAUGGAGCUGCCUUAUCCAUGGAGUCGUUCACCCAGAAAAGCCUUGCCUCUUCUCCUGAGGGUUCAGAGCAUUGGGUAUUUGUAGAGAGAGAAACUUCUAGGCUGGAAGAGCUUGCUCUAGAGAAAGCUAUUGGAACCAAGAAAGAAGACGUACCUACAGGUCCUUCAGAAGAGCAAAUAAGUGUGAGCUUAUCAAAAGUGGACAUUGCAGUAGGGAAAGCCAAAAAAGCAGUAGCACAAGAGGAACCAGCAAGUGUGAAACUGGAUACCCAUGCAAGAGACAAAAUGAUUGCUAGUCCAGAGGAUUUUGAGUCUGUGUGGGAGGAUGAAGUGUCUGAGAGCGAAAUCAGAGAAGACCCCCUUUUGGAGGCAGAAAGCCAGCCAUCUGAGAAUGGCAAAGAGCAAAAGUCCAAGGAGGGACAAGAAGAGGUGAUAACUAAUGAACUUGAGCAACCAGCUGGCUCUUUGGAAGGCCAAGCUGAGCAAAAUCAACAACCUGAAGAUUCCCAAGCAUAUGAAAGACCAAGGUCUGAGCCUUCUGGGCCAGAACCUCCAAAGAAAGAAAGGAAGGAUAUCGUGCAAGAGCCUGGGUCUGUCUCACCAGCUUCAGAUAAGGAAGAGUCCAUAAUACCUAGCCCAACCUCCGAGGGUGUUAAAGCUAACGUGGAGUCUAAUGAUGACGAGACAAUGUCUUCUGCUGCAGAGAGGAUCUUUUACUUAAGAGCUACAGAAGGAGACAAAAAGGAGAGUAAAAUCCAUCUCAGACUGGAAGAGGAAGAAAAGCCUUGUUCUGCUGAAAAAGAGGGCCUGGAGCCCAAAACAGACCUUUCCGAUGAAAAAAGGACGAGCCCUGAGCUUGAACCAGAAUCUGAUCCAACAGCUAUAAGGGGAAAGGACAAGUUCCAACCCACUUCCUCAGCAGGUGGCCAAGGAAAAUCAGAGCUGGAUGAAUCAGUUAUAGAAUCAGACCCAGCUGAGAAGGUUCUAGAGCUUAGCAAAAAGACACACCCCCUAGGACUUUGUACUGCAGAGAAGGGGGCAUAUGCACCAGAGGCAGAGGAGUCUGCUGGGUCAAUAGGCAGUGAAUCGAAAGGUGGAACUGAAUCUGAGUCACACUCUGCAGCAAAGGAAUCGAGGGACGAGGACCCACAAGAACCGAUGGCAGAAUUAAAGCUUGGUUCCCUCCCCAGGGAAGGUGGAGAGACUGAGCUCUCUCAAGAACAGGGCAAGAGAUACAGUGCAGCACAAAGCUCCAUCCUGGCAGAAGGCCUGAAAGGGUCAGAAAAACAGGACAUGUGGAAAGGGGAAGCAACUUCCAAUGUGUCAGAAACUGGAAGAGAAACAACUGAGCUGGGAGAAAGAGAAAUGUCAAAAAUGAUUCUUCAGAUGGAAGCCAUAGAGAUUAAACCAACCCCCAUUAGCCCCCCAUGGCAGCAUCCUCCCAGCACAACAGAAAGUCCAGAGGAAGAGAAACUAAGCCAGCCCACCGUGGGCAAGCCGCUCCAGGACACAGACCCCAAGGCGGGCGAGCCAUCCUGGGACACAAGCCCUGCUGAGGGUGAGCUGCCCCAGGACACAGGCCCCAAGGCUGGUGAGCCUCCUCGGGACACAGGCCCCAAGGCUGGUGAGCCUCCUCGGGACACAGGCCCCAAAGUGGGCGGACCACCCCGGGAUACAAGCCCCAAGGCGAGCCAGCCACCCCGGGACACAGGCACUGCUGAGGGUGAGCCGCCCCAGGACACAGGCACUGCUGAGGGUGAGCCACCCCAGGACGCAGGCCCCAAAGCGGGCGGACCACCCCAGGAUGCAGGCCCCAAGGCGAGCGAGCCAUCCCGGGACACAGGCCCUGCUGAAGGUGAUCCGCCCCAGGACACAAGCACUGCUGAGGGCGAGGCGCCGCAGGACACAGGCCUCAAGGCAGGCAAGCCACCCCAGGACACCGGGCCUGCCAAGGGCAAGCCACCCCGGGACACAGGCCCUGCUGAGGGUGAGCCGCCCUGGGACACAGGCCCCAAGGCCGGCGAGCUGUCCCAGGACACAGGCCCUGCCGAGGGUGAGCUGCCCCAGAGUACAGGCCCCAAGGCCAACGAGCCACCCCAGGACACUGGCCUUGCCGUGGGUGAGCAGCCCCAGGAUACAGGCCCCACCAUGAGUGAGCUGCCCCAGGACACUAGCCCCAGUGUGGGAGAGCCACUCAGGGACACAGGCUCCAAGGUCGGUGAGCCUCCCCAGGACAUAAGCUUCAAGGCAGAUGAGCUACCCCAGGACAAAAGCCCUGCCAAGGGCGAGCAACCGCAGGAUAAACCUCCUUCAGGAGAAGAAACUGAAGCCUUCCCUACAGGCUCUCCUGUAAAAGGAUCACCUCAUGGGGACAAGGAGUUGUCAUGGCCUGUUGUUGCCACAGCUGAAGGCGGGAAACCUACCAACAGGAAACAAAAGCCAGAGUCUGGGCCUUUGAAGUCAAUUGCAGGUGGGGUGAAAGUUGCAUCUCAGGAGCCUGAGGAGGCACCUGUGGAGCUGGCUUCACCCUCCCUCACCACUGGCUGGCAGGGCUCACAGAGACAUGACAGUGAGAUGUAUGAAAAAACCUCUGUGGCUUCUAAAAUUAAGCUGUUUGAACAAGGUGGCACUUGCGGCCCCGUCUCUGAUGAGCGAAAAAGAGCAGCCCAAGAGCAGCCCCGAGAGAGUGAAACCAAGAGACCAUCUAAACCAACAGAGGUACAGAUAGAGCCACCACGGGCCAUGGGCCUAGUCACGUCUCCCACACCCUCGAUCACUUCAGAUGACAGAGCCUGGCAUGCUGGGGAAGUGUCUGGUGUGGGAUGCCUAAUCACUGCGCAACGGGCAGCCACAGGACAGUCUUCCCAGCCUCCGUCUUUGAAGGAAGGUGUUUCCACCGAUUCAGAGCACAGAGGAGAAGGCACCAGGCUUGCUUCCCCUGAUUCCGGCUGUGAAAUCACCCUGACGGACGCUGUGAGCAAAUCUCAGGAACCAAUUUGGGAAGAAAAGGAUUUAUUUGACCCAUCAGUAAAAGCUGCCCCGAAAGAAGAAGGUUUAAGGACUGCUAUUCCAGUGGUCUCCCAGAGAGCGGGAGCGAGGGAGGGCGCAGAGGAGAAGGCGAAGCCACCUCGGCACAGGGCUCCUGAGAGCGACACUGGAGAUGAGGAGCAAGACCAGGAGAGGGAUUCAGUCUUUCUGAAGGACAACCAUCUGGCCAUCGAGCGAAAGUGCUCGAGCAUCACGGUCAGCUCAACCUCCAGCUUGGAAGCCGAGGUGGACUUCACUGUGAUCGGCGACUUCCACAGCACAGCCUUUGAAGACUUCUCCAGAAGUCUGCCUGAGCUCGAUAAAGACAUGAGUGAGAGGGAAGCUGAAGGUGCAAUUUCCUCCCAGGAUACUGACAAAGCAGCUCCUGGCCAAGAAGAAGAUGCCAAGGACGGGGAGCAGGGCUCCCACCAUAUCCCAGAAGUGUCUCACUUUGAGUCAUCCAUUCUGAAAAUAGAGGCUGUGACUGUCAGCUCGGUGACUGGCACAAAGAAAGUAGAACCAGAGGUCUCCGUGCACCACAGAGUCACCACGGCGGAAACACAGGUUGACAGAGGCACCCUGGGCGGAAAAGAGACAACAGCCAAGUCCCACAUCGUCACCACAGAAAGCAUAUCAGUGACCUCAGAUCCCAAGCCUGGGAAGGGAAUGAGCCCGGCUACCGAACUUCGCUCCAUGUCUCCAAUCACCAGCAGCUCUGCUGGGAAGGAAGUUCUCACCAGCAUAUUUGGUGCCACUGCCGAAACCCUCUCCACCUCCACCACUACCCACGUUACCAAGACUGUGAAAGGAGGGUUUGCAGAGACCAGAAUAGAGAAGCGGAUCAUUAUUACGGGAGAUGAAGAUGUGGAUCAAGACCAGGCAUUAGCUUUGGCAAUCAAAGAGGCAAAACUACAGCACCCUGACAUGCUGGUAACCAAAGCUGUGGUAUAUAGAGAAACAGAACCAUCUCCAGAGGAAAGGGACAAGAAACCUCAGGAAUCUUGACCGCCAUGUUCACAGAAGUUGGCAUCUCUGUUCAAACCCAACUUCGAGAACAAUGAAGAAGGGGCCUUCCUGAUGGAUUCCUCAACGAGACCUAGAUGUCCUGGCUGCAACGUUAAUGGCGAGAGACAAAAUUUUUUUAAAAAAGGAAUAGCAAAUAUAAUAUAUAUACACACACAGGAAACAAAAUGCAUCCUUGCACUGCUGCUAUACGCUGGAGGUGAAUUGCAAACAGCAACAUCAACAAUAACACACAAAACCAACCACCUACUUUAGCCUUUGCAGACAAAUUGAAGAAUUGACUGGAUUCAUCAGAAAAAAACAAACAAAAAAUCAUGAUAAUAACGAUAAUAUUAACAUACAAUAAACCGCCAUUUUGCAUGUUACAUUUAAAGGACACACAACUCAUGGGUUCAUUUGUUGCACACUGAAUGGAAAGGAAACGUGCUUUGCAACAAAGCAGCAAACAAAAAAACUCCAACAACCCACAAGCAGUUGCAAAACUGUUCGGCUCCUAAGGAAAGAAGAGAGAGAACCAUUGAAUUUGUUUGAUUACUUUGUAAUUAUUUUCUGCUUCAGGAUGUGUGGUGAUCAUCCCUCUUUCCCAUUCCAUGCUAGUUCUGUUACAUCAUUUUUUGGUUCUGUUCUUACACCCCCCCACUUGUCCUUCCUUCUCUUUCCUCUGUCCCCUUGUCCGGUCUCUUGUUCUGCUGAAGGUAAUAAGAACAGAUUUCAUUUAAAACAAAACAAAAACUAUAUGUAUAUGGUUUCUCAUUUAUAAAAAUGCAGUCUGUAGGGGUUUCAUAUGAAUGUGCUUUUAAGUUAUGUAUAUUAUAUAUAACUGGGAGUGUGGAGUGGGGGGUGGGAAACGAUAUUAAAAUAAUUAAACAGUGCUGGUAAGUUUGCUGAUGACAUUUUUAAAUUAUAAUUGUUUGGUUGACUGUGGUUGAUAUACUAUGAGAAUCUUAGCUCACACUGAUAUCCCACAAGAAGAGAACAGGGAACAUUUCAUUAGCCGCUGCUCUUUGAGGGGGGUGGGAUGGGACGUUUGCCACUGAGUUGAUGCACUGCAGCAGGAGGGGUUGGUGUAGUGACACAGUGUGUGGUGUUUGUAAUUGGUUGGUUGGUGAUAAGGGAGUGCUCAGCAACAUGAAGAGGUGGGGGACUGGGAAAGAAGGAGUGGACUGCAUCCGUUUACCAUUGCCAAAAGGUGCCAGACAGAAAUGUCUCCCCGUGCCCCCAAUCCAAAGAUGCUGAGGUUGUUUGGAGACUUGAGGUUAGACUGUUUGAUUCCCAUGCUUCCAGCCUCUAGGAGUCUUUGACUCCUCAGAUCUGGAGCCCUAGCAGCAGUAGAGGUAUCAUAUCACCAGGGUUGUGAGUUCAAUCCUUGAGGGGGCCACUUAGGGAUCUGGGGCAAAAUUUGGUCCUGCUAGUGAAGGCAGGGGACUGGACUCGACCUUUCGAGGUCCCUUCCAGUUCUAGGAGAUUGGUAUAUGUCCAAUUAUUACCUAUUACCUAUAUAUCACACUUGUCAGCAGGUUCUUGAAAACCAGGCACCUGGGCUGAAUUAGGGAUCCAAACAGUGAUCUCCCCUAACCCACUGGUCUAGACACUUGUUUUUAGCUUCAUUUCUGAACCUCAGCCCCAGCUUGAGAGCAAGUACCGCUCCACAGCAAGCUGUAUGAUUGCAUUGUGCCAGGGUGGCUGUGGGCCGUGCAACAGCUGCCCUGGCAGGAACAGGCGAAUGGCAGCUCCCCCAUCCCUUUCCUCCAUGGUACUGUCUACCGAUACUGUGGCUUGGGGUUGACUCCUGUCCAUCAACAGUUGAUGAGGAAGAUACCAUGUGACAAACAUGCAGGGAAUAGCAGAUUUACAGGGCUGGAUAGCAUUGCCCAGUCAUCCAGAACUUAGAGCGCUGAUGAGGCAGCGGGAGGCAGAGAGGCUGCUUUCCCCACAACUGGUCAGAACUUGGCACUUAGGUAAAGUUUUCCUCUGCUGCUGCCUAUGGAGUGGAGAUUUUGGGCCCAGUCUAGAACCUGAGGCACUGUGUGAGACAGGCAGUUAGGGCAUGGUUAGAACCAAAAAAAGAAAAGGAAAUGAACUGAUUUCCAAAUGGAAUUGUCACGAGCUCCUGAAGCUACAGAAGGGUCCACAAACAUUGCACUAUCUUUGUCUUUAUUUCCCCUCCCCACCCCACCCCCACCCCCAUCCCCCACUUAAUGCCUGGAGAGGAAGCACAUCUAACUAGUCCCCAUGAUGGGAUCUGGGAAUCCUACUGAAAAUGGACAACUUGAAUAUUUAGAAUCAGGUGGGCAUACCCCAUAUGAUCAAUUUCCUACCAUAGCAGGGACUCUUUGGUCUUUCCAGUUGGCUUCUACUGUGUUUCCAUGAAGUCUGUUCUCCUUUUGGCACAUAGGUUUCUCCUGUAAGCAUUAAAGGUUGAGCACUGGCUCCCUGACAAUAGCACUGAUUCACGUGCUAGUGCCAGAGAGGGUUAUUUCAGGCUUCUGAUGAACCCAAAUGUGUGGUGUUCUCCCUGGCUUCUACCUGAAAAUUCACAGCCACUCAUAACCUGCUGCUGCUUUAGGGACAACACCCACCAAAACCAAAAGGAGUGACAGCAAUUACACAGAGACUUUUUUUUUAAACACACCCAAGUCAGCUGUAAAAAACACAUGUGCUUUCAGGAAGAGAAGCCCAAGUCAGAGGACCUGUUUCCAAGAGCUAGCUGUGCAAGGCAUUAAUCCUGUCUGUUCUGCUAUCAGAGGGGGUACAUUAUCCCAUGCAUCACACUGGGUGUUUGAUGCAUUUUGAAUUUCAAACAAAAAAAAAGCUGGUGGAAACUUGAUGCCAUUGAAAUUGAAUUAGAGGCUACUUUGAAACUCCAGGAGCUUCAUUCUGAUCUCGCUCAUGCUAGUGUAAAAUCUGGAGUCACUCCAUUAAAAACAGUGGAGUUGCACUGCUGCAAAAUUGGUGGAAGUGAGAUUAGAAACAGAGCUUGCAUGUUCAGAGCUAAAAAACAGUGGACCUGUUUCUCUGGAUUCCUCACAGUGUGACAAAGGGUGGGUGGGGGUGGAAAUGAGUCUUUUGCUCACCUGGCAAGAUGUGGAUUUUAUAUAUAUAAUAAAUCCACACCCUGCCAGGUGAGCAAUAGACUCAAGCUUUUUCUUUAUAUAUUUUAAUAUAUCUGUGUUGUUUGUGAUGGUGUUGAAGCUGUGCAUCACUCUAAGGCCUUGGCUUCCUUCCACCUUCUUCAUCACUGUCGCUGACAUUUCAGAUUUUUUCUUUUUCUUUUUUUCUGGGGCCUUUCUGUUGAAGGGGGUGGGAGACACAAGUGCCUGUUUGUCCCUAAAUCUGCAAGUUCAUUUCAAAACUGGCCUGCAAUUGCAUGAGUGAUGAUGAUAAUAAACAGGAUUUUUAUUUGAAAAGCACCUUACCAACCAACUGCAAUGCACUGUCGUUCCUUCACUAACUCCCCGUCCCUCUUCCCCUGUUCCUCUUCUCCCCCUCGCCCCUUUCAAUCAUAUUUUUUUUCAGUGCUUGGUGGUGUAUGCGUGUGUGCUCACUGUUCUUGUAUUCAAUAAAAGUGAAAUAAAUGUGUUUGAUGCUCAA